AAUGAUUCGCAUAUAAUGAUAUACUCGUGUAUUCAUCAUUCUCCUUUUUAUGUAGUCUCAGCACUUCGAACAUCACGGACAAAAUAUAUACGUGUCUUUGAUCCUGCAUUUUUUGUGAUUACGUACCCUUCACACGUACUGAGACUGUCUGAGGCUGGGUACUACUGCUACUUUUCCUACUACCGCCGCCGUUACUACUGUACCUACUAUAGUAGAUACUACUACUACUACUACUCUUAUUACGACAGCAGUGCUGGAGCGAUUGCGGGGGCGGUGAUCGGGGGCAUCAUUGGUCUAUUGCUCAUCAUCACGUGCAUUACCUGUCUCAUUGUACAACUGUGUAAGAAGAAAUCUCACGGCCAAGUAAUCAUCCAUCCUUCAGGACAGUCCUCAAAUGUAUCCUACGUCAAUACGUAUCAAAACAAUGGAUUGUAUACAAGUGGACCGUACGUGACUGUCAGCGGAUGCCAGUACGGAGUAGUUCCGUCCGCCCCUCCGCCCCCACCCUACGCACCUAAUCCUCCUCCCUACAGUCCUCCCCCGGCGUUCCAUUUUUCUCAGCCAGAAGGGGUGUCUUAAUCACGGUGAUGUCAUGAUCGGCACAAAAAUUACAAAAUAUCUCAUACAAGUUAGCUUCAUAACGGACUAUGAAUUCAAAUGAUUGUGUGUUUCUGUGUAUUAUCAUGCGUUGUCUUCUUUGUGUUUAAAAGUGUACACCGUAUGGUAGCUGAUAUCUUGAACACUUUAGGUAUGUUGAUGGUGUAAAAAUGAGACCAUUUCAGACUGUUGAAAUGUUUUCUUUAGUUUUAUUUUCCUUUUUUUCUUCUUCUUUUUUUUCAACAGUUAAACCUGAUCUUGAUCUUGACCUUUUCAAAUGACCUUGUUAGGGUUUCAACGUAUCUUGUUCAUGAACUGUUAUUUAUUUUUAAAACACUUCGGGGUUUUUUUUUGGGGGGGGGGUGUUUUUUUUUGGGGGGGGGUUGGGGUUUGGUUUUUUGGUUUGUUUGGUUUUUUUUGAUUUUUUGUUGGGUUUUUUUUUCACGUUACAAAUAUAGCUCUAUUCAUCUCGUUGAAAAUAUAUCAUUAAGAAUUUAGUUUAAAAUUAUCAGCAAACUGAAAGCUGCAUUCAGCGCGGUACGCACACGUGUCCAAAAUCUGUUUGUUUUCAAUAUUUACUGUUAGAGGUUUUGUUUCAUUGUUUUACCUUACUGCAUUCUCAUUGUAUUCUUGUUGUUGUUUUACCUUAGAGAUCUAAUUGCGUUGAAAUAAAACGUUUUAAUAAAAACA
Ostrea edulis (European flat oyster) is the source of this 1287-nucleotide messenger RNA. RefSeq lists its product as uncharacterized. The record is from RefSeq and is a predicted model, not a curated record. Bases 16 to 579 code for a protein of 187 amino acids. NCBI's taxonomy places the organism in Eukaryota, Metazoa, Mollusca, Bivalvia, Ostreida, Ostreidae. The transcript is spliced from 4 exons.